Messenger RNA from Ogataea philodendri, 315 nucleotides. RefSeq lists its product as uncharacterized. The transcript has a single exon. The coding region runs from base 1 to 315 and encodes 104 amino acids. The record is from RefSeq and is a predicted model, not a curated record. Lineage: Eukaryota; Fungi; Ascomycota; Pichiomycetes; Pichiales; Pichiaceae.
AUGUCCUCAUCAAGAUUAGAGUUUCUUAACUCCUUGAUCACAAGCGUCAACUUCUCAGCGCGAGGAUUGACAGCAACUCCUUGGGUGGAACCAGUGAUGAUUCUCUCCACUAGAUCUCCCCAUCCACCGUCAUUGAGACCAGCUCCUGUUGCCGGAGACAUAGGAUCCUCCGAGAUAGAAUACGACGCAAACAGUUUGAUAGCAAAGUGGUGCGAUUCGUUUGUGGAAAGAUGUCCCUGUCGGACGCUAAACAUUCUGGUAACGUUAGCAACUCCUGCUGCAAUUCCUUUGCGAACAACUUUGAGCGUUGUCUGA